AUGGCAGCAGGGGCGAGUAGCGGCAGGCUUCUCAGAGCGACCACCGCCAAGGCCUUACACCCUGACAGCCGUCUUCCGUCCUCGUCCUCGGCGGCCUCCGGCCACACCGCCAGCCGGCCGUGCCGCAUCCCGUCUCUGAAGUUCCCGUCCCUCUGGGAGACGACCGGGAGGCACAAGAUGAACCGUGCCGCCGAGCAGAGGGCGGCGCUGAUCACUUUGGGAGCAGCCACCGCUAGCACCGUGGAGGAGAAACGGCGCGGGCUGCGCCUGCCGGGAGAAGCCAACAGCGUAGAACUCCUGCUGCCCCUGGCGUACGAGGUCGCGAGGAGGCUGGUGCUCAGGAAGUUCGGGGCGACGUGGCUGUCGCUGCCUCGGCGGUGCUGGGCCAAGGUCAUCGAGGCCGUCAUCCAUCAGGGCGUCGUCAGGUGCCAGUCGUUCACGCUCAUCGGUGUGGCCGGAUCGCUUCUCGGUUCAGUCCCAUGCUUUCUCGAGGGCUGCGGCGUUGUCGUGGAGUCUUUCAUCUUGCAGUUCCGUGCCAUGUCACAGGUAGUAGACCAAGCCGAGAUCAUCAAGCUGCUCAUCGAAGCACUAGACAUGUUCCUGAUUGGCACAGCUCUGCUGACCUUCGGCAUGGGGAUGUACGGCAUGUUCUACGGCUCCCAGAGCGCCGUCCAGAAGCCCAUUUACCAGAAGCUCAAGGAAGGGGCGAGGCUGCAGUCCAUCGUGCAGGCCAAGUCGCGGUUCGGCCACGCCAUCCUGCUCCUGCUCCAGGCCGGCGUCCUGGAGAAGUUCAAGAGCGUGCCGCUCGUCACCGGCCUCGACAUGGCCUGCUUCGCCGGGGCGGUGCUCGCCUCCUCCGCCGGCGUCUUCCUCCUCUCCAAGCUCUCGGUGCGCCCGCAGCGAUGCAAGCGCACCUCAUUCGCGUGA
This is a messenger RNA of Lolium rigidum, 927 nucleotides long. RefSeq lists its product as uncharacterized. Bases 1 to 927 code for a protein of 308 amino acids. The transcript has 4 exons. The record is from RefSeq and is a predicted model, not a curated record. NCBI's taxonomy places the organism in Eukaryota, Viridiplantae, Streptophyta, Magnoliopsida, Poales, Poaceae.